AUUGUGUCUGUAAAAAGUUACUAUACAACGUGAUAAGUGCACCGGGAAGUGAGAAACAAUAAAUAGUAAAAUAAUUUCUUCUAUCUUAAUCGGCAUCCAAAUAAAUAAAUAAAGAGUGUCAAAAUAAUUUUUCCCCCAAGAUAAUUUUCUCUACAGUUGUCCUCAGCCUUCGAGAGAGAGAUUAAAAUCCGGUUAUCUCGUUUAACAACAAACACGAUAACAAAUUAGACCUUUCAAAGUAAGUUCCUGUAAAAGAUCAUAGAGUACCUAUCGGUUGUCAGUGCGAGGAAGAAAAAUUUAGUUUGUAAUUAGUCAUCGCGAUAGCGUCCUAAAGAUUUAAGAAAAACAAAAUGGAUAAAAAAGAAAAGGCCCCAUUUGUUAUUGAUUUUAAAAAUGCAAAUUACGGAACUGCUAGCAAUAAUAAUAAUCUCACAGGAAGUAAUAAUGAACGUGGAAGCGCUGCUGGAACCCCAGGAACACCUACAAAAAUAUACUGCUUACAUGGCCAAGAACAUAUUGAAUUACGAGGACAUUGCCAUCGUCAGAGAACGGAAGGCGUCGAUGUGAAAGCACGAAAGAAACUCAUUAUAGCAAGUAUUUUGUGUUUGUUCUUUAUGGUGGCGGAAAUUAUUGGUGGCUACUUAUCGAACAGUUUGGCAAUAGCAACAGAUGCAGCACAUUUACUAACAGAUUUUGCCAGUUUUAUGAUAUCAUUGUUUGCCAUAUGGAUUGCAGGACGACCAUCUACUCAAAGAAUGUCCUUUGGAUGGUAUCGAGCGGAAGUUAUUGGAGCUCUUGCAUCCGUUGUUAUGAUUUGGUUCAUCACUGCCAUAUUGGUAUGGCUUGCCAUACAGCGUGUCAUCAUUGGAGAAUACGAGGUCGAUGCCAAAAUAAUGUUGAUAACUUCAGCACUUGCAAUUUUAGUCAAUCUCAUCAUGGGAUUCCAAUUGCAGCAUUCGCAUUCUCAUGGUGGUGGUGGAGCCAGUCAUGGUCAUGCACAUGGUGACACAACAAAGACAAAGAAAUCCAAAUCAUCAACAAAAAAUUCAACUACUGCCACUCGUCGUCCAAUUGAUACUACCACUCCAGCAGCAGUAGUAGCAGCACCAUGUACAACGCCAUCGGCCAUUUUACAAAAUUCCGAAAAUGGUCUUAUCUUGGCCGAAACAAAUCUGUCUACAAACAAAAAGACUUACUCCUACCAGAAUUGCGAUAGUCAUGCUGCUGAUGGGGGAAUAACAACAGUAACGCACAACAAGGAUAUCGUCUCAUCCACAGCCACAUCCACAUCGUUGGAAAACGAAGUUGAGAAUAUUAAUGUACGCGCCGCAUUCAUUCAUGUCCUGGGCGAUGUCCUGCAGAGUGUCGGUGUAUUCCUCGCCGCAGUGGUGAUUUAUUUCAAGCCCGAAUGGGCUAUUGCGGAUCCAAUUUGUACGUUUGUGUUUUCUGUGAUUGUCCUGUUUACAACGUUUUCCAUUAUGAAGGACGCACUUUUGGUCCUUAUGGAAGGUUCACCCAGCUAUUUGCAUUACGCCGAAGUUAUGGAAAUAUUUUUAAAUAUUCAGGGUGUCGAGCGGGUACACAACUUGAGGAUAUGGGCAUUGAGUAUUAAUAAAAUUGCACUGUCUGCACAUUUGGCUGUUGCACCCGGUGCCAAUCCAAAGAAAAUCCUGCAGGAAGCAACCACUGCAGUGCAUCUUAAGUACAACUUCUUUGAGACAACAAUUCAGAUUGAGGAUUUCACACCAGAAAUGGAGGAUUGCCAACAGUGUACUGUGCCCGCUAGUUAAGAAUGAUUCUUAUUAUUUGAAGUUUUUUUUUUGUGUUUAUUUUUUUUUCUCCUUUUUUGUAUUUUUUUUUUAGUAGAAAAUCAUAAUUAAGGAUCUUAAUUACCAAUUUCUGCUGCUUAUUAAUAUUAUUUAUACAUUGUAUAAAAAUAUACUUUUAUUUUGAUUUUGUAUAUUAAACAAAAUUGAAUUAAAAAGAGAA
Messenger RNA from Episyrphus balteatus (marmalade hoverfly), 1989 nucleotides. It is a transcript of the gene ZnT35C, whose product is annotated as proton-coupled zinc antiporter SLC30A2. Gene Ontology annotation, biological process: zinc ion transmembrane transport; response to zinc ion. Lineage: Eukaryota; Metazoa; Arthropoda; Insecta; Diptera; Syrphidae. Gene Ontology annotation, molecular function: zinc ion transmembrane transporter activity. Gene Ontology annotation, cellular component: plasma membrane. Bases 351 to 1790 code for a protein of 479 amino acids. The record is from RefSeq and is a predicted model, not a curated record. The transcript has 9 exons.